AUGGUGCGACUUUCAGGCCUCGCCGCCCUUGUGGCGAUGGGCUGCUCCAGCGUAGUGACUGCCAUGGAGUGGAACACAUUCGACGGACCUGGCUUCCCCUCCUGCUAUAACGUCACCGAGGUCAAGGACCCCAAGACGGUCGAGGAGGCCGCCGCCAUGGUCAAGGAAGCCGCUGCAGCCGGCAAGCUUGUCCGUGCUGCUGGCAAGGGUCACAUGUGGUACGACACUCAGUGCUCAGACGAUGAGACCGUCAUCAUCCGCACCGAGGGCCUGGGCCGCAUCUACGACCUUGACCUCGCGGGCGGCUCCGUAAUGAUCGAGGGCGGCGUCACCUUCUUCACUCUUGCUCAGUACCUACACGACAGGGGCGCCUCGGUCAACUACGCCCUCGUGAACUGGAACAUCUCCCUGGGCGGCAGCAUCGCGAUGGGCGCACACCGCUCGUCGCUGCGCGAGGACGCCAUGGUCGGAGCGGCGGCGCAGGAGCUGCACAUCAUUGACGGCAACGGCGACAUCCGCAUUGUCAAGCGCGACGCCAACGACGACGACUGGCUGGCCGCAUCGACUUCGCUCGGCCUGCUAGGCAUCAUUGCCCGCAUCAAGAUGAGCGUCUACCCCGACACCAAGCUCUACGCCAUGCAGAAGACCCUCGAAGAGAAGGACGUGUUCGAGGGCGACAUCGAGGCCCUGAUUGCGCCAUAUGCAACCGCCAACCUCUGGUGGUGGCCGCACAAGCGCAAGUUCCACCAGCGAUACUACGACGUCGUUGACAUCAACUCGACCACUCAGCAGGCCUUCCAAAACACCUUCUCGGUGACCAAGCUCGAGGCCGAGGCUAUCAAGGCCAUCUUUAACAGCGGCAAGAUUGCCUUUACCAGCAACAUGAUCGGCGAGGAAAUCCUCUUCAGCCAGUGGGAGAAGCCCAACUUCCGCGAAAAGACUACCCAGGAGCCCCUGACCGAGUGGCCCGUGUACGGCUGGAACUACGACGUGCUUAUCGGCGGCCUGUACCCGGACCAGACCCCGCAGUGGGAGAACGGCCUGCGCGGCUACACGCUCGAGCUCGCUUUCCCCAUGACGCAGGCCAACGCCGUGCUCAAGCGCAUCCGCGCCCUGUUCGACGAGGAGAUCUGGAAGGUCAAGCCCGUCACCAGCACCUACCGCAGCGGCAUCAACAUCAAGUUCGGCAAGGCCUACUUUGACCUCUUGGGCCAGGGCACCUACAACACGGCCGACGGCGCCGACUGGUCCCGUGGUGUCAUUAUGUUUGAUUGGCCUUCGUUCCGCCCGACUUGGGGUGACAACAAGCGCUACAACGAAGAGUUCUACCACCGCGUGGCCAAGGUCCUGAUCGACGAGUUCCCCUGCCGCCCGCACUGGACCAAGAACACCCGCGAGGUUCUGAAGCAGGGAACCAAGCACCUCGACCCCAACCACAUCGCUCGCUUCAAGGCUGUCCGCCAAAAGUUCGACCCCAAGGGCAUGUUCAGGAGUGUCGUGGGCGAGAUCAUUGGCGUCUACUAA
Messenger RNA from Pyricularia oryzae 70-15, 1524 nucleotides. RefSeq lists its product as uncharacterized. Lineage: Eukaryota; Fungi; Ascomycota; Sordariomycetes; Magnaporthales; Pyriculariaceae. Gene Ontology annotation, molecular function: D-arabinono-1,4-lactone oxidase activity; FAD binding. Gene Ontology annotation, cellular component: membrane. The record is from RefSeq and is a predicted model, not a curated record. The coding region runs from base 1 to 1524 and encodes 507 amino acids. The transcript is spliced from 7 exons.